AUGGCUGUGGCUCCCAAAACGGUGCUGAUCACGGGCUGCUCCUCCGGCAUCGGCCUCGCGCUGGCCGUGAAGCUGGCGCAGGACAAGAAGCAGCGCUUCAAGGUCAUCGCCACCAUGCGGGACGUGGGCAAGCGCGGGGCGCUGGAGGCGGCGGCGGGGCCGGCGCUGGGCCGCACGCUGGACGUGAAGCAGCUGGACGUGGGCGACGAGCGCUCCAUCCGCGCCUGCGUCGACAGCCUCCCCGGGCGCCGCGUGGACGUGCUGGUGAGCAACGCCGGCGUGGGCAUGAUCGGCCCCCUCGAGUGCCAGAGCCUGCCCGACAUGCAGCGCCUCAUGGACACCAACUUCUUCGGCCUCGUGCGCCUCGUCAAGGAGGUGCUGCCCGACAUGAAGCGGCGCCGCAGCGGCCACAUCGUGGUCAUCAGCAGCAUCAUGGGGCUGCAGGGCAUCGUCUUCAACGACAUCUACGCGGCCUCCAAGUUCGCGGUGGAGGGUUUCUGCGAGAGCCUCGUGGUGCAGACUCUGCACUUCAACAUCGCGAUCAGCCUGGUGGAGCCGGGGCCGGUGACAACGGAGUUCGAGACCAAGGUGUACGAGGAGGCCGAGCGCGCCGACUACUCGCGCACGGACCCCGAGACGGCCGACAUCUUCAUGCGCCUCUAUCUGCGCAACUCGCGCGACGUCUUCGCCAGCCUGGGCCAGAGCGCCGAGGACGUGGCCGAGCACACGCUGCGGGUGCUGGAGGCGCCCGAGCCGCCCUUCCGGCACCGCACGAACGCGGCGUGCGCGCCGCUGGCCGCGCUGCGGCACGCCGACCCCAGCGGCGCCCUGGCCACCGCUGCCCUGGCCGCGCUGCUCUUCCGGCGGCAGGGGCUGCUGCGGCUGGGCCUGCGCGCGCUGCGCCUGCUGCGCUGGAAGGCGCAGAAGCUGCGCCAGGGCGCCCGCCUGCUCGGCCUGCGCUAG
Molecule: messenger RNA, 963 nt
Organism: Nothoprocta perdicaria
Lineage: Eukaryota; Metazoa; Chordata; Aves; Tinamiformes; Tinamidae
Gene: RDH8
Product: retinol dehydrogenase 8
Exons: 6
Coding region: 1-963 (320 amino acids)
Biological process (GO): estrogen biosynthetic process
Cellular component (GO): cytoplasm
Molecular function (GO): estradiol 17-beta-dehydrogenase [NAD(P)+] activity
Source: RefSeq, a predicted model, not a curated record